Messenger RNA from Capsaspora owczarzaki ATCC 30864, 640 nucleotides. RefSeq lists its product as hypothetical. Gene Ontology annotation, biological process: vesicle-mediated transport. The transcript has 4 exons. NCBI's taxonomy places the organism in Eukaryota, Filasterea, Ministeriida, Capsasporidae. The record is from RefSeq and is a predicted model, not a curated record. The coding region runs from base 34 to 561 and encodes 175 amino acids. Gene Ontology annotation, cellular component: membrane.
UUUUCUUUCACUGUUCAAUUUUUUAUUAUUCAAAUGGCUGAUACAGUUCCAGUCAACCCCGCAACAGGCGGCCCAGCAGCACAGAAGAAGCCCUUCACGCUGCUCGGCUGCGGCCUCUCGACGCUGACCCUUGUGACGGGUGUCUUUGUCGCGCUCUUGACUAUUCUGUGCGGUGUCAUUACGUGCAUCGGCAUCGAUGGAACAUGUCUCGCGGUUGGCAUCUACAUGGUCUUCUUUGGUGUGCUGCUGUUGGGCAUCGAGGCGCCCGUGCUGUUCAACUUUUCCAACCCGACUCGCAAGAUUGGCGACUUUUUCCGCAAGUUCAAGCACUGGCAUCGUGCCAUCCUCAUCCCAAUCCUGACCAUUGUCAUCUUCUUCUGCAUUGGCGUCGCCUCUGUGAUUAGCAUUGUUCUCUUGCUGCUGCUGUGCAUGCUGCACGUCUUCACAGCCCUGGGUCCUCGCGGCCAGGACGCGCCCUCCAACUCGACCGCCGUUUCUGCACCAAGCACGCGCGGCUACAAGCAACAAGCCGACCUCGACGAAGAGGAAGGCGGUUUGUAGUUUUUGAUGUUGAUGUUUGAUUGCAUCUUUCCUUUUGUUCGCCCAGUUCAAAAAAAAAACCCCAAAACGUUUGUCAUGA